CGUCAUAAGACUUGGCUCCUUCAAAAUGGCGAACUCAAGUCUAGGGACCACUACCAGUGCGAGUACCCCGACGCCUCCAAUCAUUGUACCAAGUCUGGGAAAUAACAUAAUUCUCAAUCCUUUACAGCGCGGCAAUCCUGUUCUUGAAUGCAUUCGAAACGUCGGCAAAGAGUAUGGAGACAUUGUCGCAGAUUACCAGGUUGGAAAGACUACAGGAGUUCUGUUCCUCAGUCUGAAAUACCAUCGACUUCAUCCUGAAUAUAUCCAUACUCGCAUCGAAAAGUUGGGCCAUUCUUAUAAUUUGAGGAUCUUGUUAAUCCUCUCCGAUAUUGCGAGCAUUUUCUCCAGCGAGCACAGAGACCCAAUACGAGAGAAACAGACCUGUCUCAUUAACAACAUCACUAUCAUUGUGGCCUUUUCGUUUGAGGAGGCUGGUCAUUAUCUUUCAACGUUCAAGCAAUUCGAACACAAGUCCCCAGAUCUCAUCAAAGAACGCGCCGACAAAAACUACAUUUCCAUGCUACGGACAUCACUGACGAGUAUCAGCAAAGUCAACAAAACGGAUGUUGAGACGCUUCGUUCAUCAUUCGGCGUAUGGCUGGAAACCGCUCAGCUUCAAAAUUUACCUGGAUUCGGACAAGUCAAAGCCAGGAACAUCAAAAAUGCAUUUGAGAAGCCGUUUAGGAACAACGCUACCACCUCGCUUGCCGUGCUCUCUACCAUGAAGGAGCAAGAAUCUGAUGCCCAGCCCACUACUAACAACUCGAGCUCGAAGGGUAAAGAGAAAGCAGCGAUACCAACAUCUCCCCCCGUUCGACCUCCGAGAUCACCUAGUCCGGUGUGGGAUAUAGAGCUAGACCUUACUCCUCCACCUUCACCCGAGGCACGCUGGGCCUAGGCAAGCUGAGGCCUGAGAAUGGUGCAGCUCAGAAUUGGGUUGUAGAUUUAGAUACAUUAUGAAUGUAUUGAUUGAUAUUCACUUGAUUACAG
Molecule: messenger RNA, 990 nt
Organism: Desarmillaria tabescens
Lineage: Eukaryota; Fungi; Basidiomycota; Agaricomycetes; Agaricales; Physalacriaceae
Product: restriction endonuclease type II-like protein
Exons: 7
Coding region: 26-898 (290 amino acids)
Biological process (GO): UV-damage excision repair; mitotic recombination
Cellular component (GO): nucleotide-excision repair factor 1 complex; nucleus; ERCC4-ERCC1 complex
Molecular function (GO): single-stranded DNA binding; damaged DNA binding
Source: RefSeq, a predicted model, not a curated record